AUGGGAUCGACCGCCUUUCGCACACCCCCCGUCGUGAAGUCCGGCGCGACUCCCUUCUUCACGCCCGCCAACAAUGUCGGCGCCGCUCUGCACCCCGACGACCCCAGGACUCCCACGCUCUUCCGCCCGCUGCAAAUCCGUGACCUGAAGCUCAAGAAUCGCAUCAUCGUAUCGCCCAUGUGCAUGUACUCCGCCGACAACGACCCCUCCUCGCCCUCCGUUGGUGCCCCCACGGACUUCCACAUUGCCCACCUGGGCCAUUUCGCCCUCAAAGGCGCGGGGCUGAUCCUCGUCGAAGCCACCGCCGUCCAACCGAACGGUCGCAUCUCCCCGUACGAUGUCGGACUCUGGCAGGGGGUCGACUCGCCACAGUUCCACGGCCUCAAACGCGUCGUGGAAUUCUCCCAUAGCCAGGGCGCUAAGAUCGGGGUGCAAUUGGCGCACGCCGGUCGCAAGGCGAGCACCUCCCCGCCGUGGGUCGCCGCGGCAGCCGGUAAAAUGGCCCUGAAGGCCGACGAAAGUGUGGGCGGGUGGCCGGACAACGUCGUGGGGCCCUCGGGCGGCACCGAACAUGCCUGGAGCACGGAUAGCGAUAUGUACUGGGCUCCUCGCGGGCUCACCACGGAGGAGGUCAAGGAGGUGGUGCGUGCCUUUGCCGACAGCGCUAGGACGGCCGUCCAGGCCGGCGUCGAUGUCAUUGAGAUCCACGGCGCUCAUGGAUACCUCAUCCACCAGUUCCUGAGUCCCGUGACCAACACGCGCUCGGAUGAAUACGGCGGCUCGUUCGAGAAUCGGACUCGUUUGCUCCGGGAGGUAGCCGUCGCCAUCCGUGAGGUCAUUCCCACAGGCAUGCCGCUUUUCUUGCGCCUCAGUGCGACCGAGUGGCUGGAGGAGCAGCCCGUCGCCGCGAAGACCGGGUCGUGGGAUCUGGAGAGCUCGGUUCGUCUGGCGGCGUUGCUGCCCGAGCUGGGUGUGGAUCUGCUGGACGUGAGUUCUGCGGGUAACCACCAGGACCAGAAGAUCAACAUCCACACCAACUACCACAUCGACUUGGCGGCACACCUGCGCAAGGCGAUCCGGGCGGCCGGCGCGUCGACGCUCGUGGGCAGCGUGGGAUUCGUCACCGAGGCUGAGCAGGCGCGGGACAUCGUGCAAGGAGCCGAGGCGCAGGGGACGGAGGAGAUCGUGUCGGGUCCGGAGCCUCGCGCAGACGCCGUUCUGCUGGCGCGACAGUUCCUUCGUGAGCCCGAAUGGGUGAUCAAGACGGCGAAGGCUCUGGGCGUGGAGGUUACCGUGCCAGUGCAGUACGGACGCGCAUUCCGAUAG
Aspergillus melleus is the source of this 1326-nucleotide messenger RNA. RefSeq names its product NADH:flavin oxidoreductase/NADH oxidase. The transcript has a single exon. The record is from RefSeq and is a predicted model, not a curated record. Lineage: Eukaryota; Fungi; Ascomycota; Eurotiomycetes; Eurotiales; Aspergillaceae. Gene Ontology annotation, molecular function: NADPH dehydrogenase activity; NADP binding; FMN binding. Gene Ontology annotation, cellular component: intracellular anatomical structure. Bases 1 to 1326 code for a protein of 441 amino acids.